GAUCGUUAUUUCACAUGGAUUAUGCUCUGCUUUCUGCCUUUUCUUCCCUACUGCCUUAGUGGAAACUUUCCCUGCAACUAACCAUGACCUGCCUGUUAAGAUGGACUGCUUUUCUUUGGACUGUACACUUAACUCCUUCCAUUUUCGGAAUGGCAGUUAAUGAUCGAACAGCUCACUCCUGUCCCCUACUGAAUGUAGAGGAACUCAGGUUUUCUGAUAGCUUAGAUGAACCUCUGGAAAUCACAGGAUUUGAUCUCACAGAAAAGUUUCUUCUCCGAAAGGGGACAGUCACAGAAGACCUGCAUUCAUUUCGCCUGGGAAGCAGCCCACUUAUCAAGCCAACUAAACAAAUAUUUCCAAAUGGCUUGCCAAGUGAAUUUUCUCUGGACACCAUCUUUCGUGUGAGAAGAACUACAAAAAAAGACCGAUGGUAUCUUUGGCAGAUAUUCGACCAGGCUGGAGACACUCAGGUGUCCGUUGUGGUUGAUGGCAGUAAGAAGGUGGUGGAGUUCUCCUGGCAGGGCCUGCCAAAGAACGUGUUCCGCUACACGUUUAAGAGCCGUGACCUCCACACCCUCUUUGAUCGCCAAUGGCACAAGCUGAGCUUUUCUGUACAGACCAACAUCGUCUCUGUUUACAUGGACUGCAAGCUAAUAGAAAGAAGGCUGACUGCAGAAAGGGAUGACAUCGACCCCAGUGGGCGUACACUCAUCACCACCCGAAUACAGGAUGGACGGCCUGUGGAUGUUGAACUCAAACAAAUUCUGCUGUACUGUGAUCCUUAUAUAGUCGAUAUGGAAACAUGCUGCGAAAUACUGGAGGCAAAGUGUGAAGCCAAGAAGACAUUUAAUGAGACCUCCCCUCCCCCAGUUAGAGGCCAGCUUCCACAGAUGCUGUUUCAGCCAGCCACACAGCCAACUGACAGAUGUCACUGUCCACCUGAAAAGGGGGAUGCUGGUCUUCCAGGUCUAGUUGGAAUUCCUGGACCAAAAGGGGAUAUGGGAGAAAAAGGAGACCCAGGGGAGACCUGCAGUCAAGGAAGCCUGGGUCAGAAGGGAGAAGAUGGAUCAGGACAGAAGGGGGUCAAUGGGGAGAAAGCUGACAAAGAUUGCCCCAAAGGACAUCAGGCCCCCUGUGGUGACAAAGGAGAGAAGGGAUUGGAUGGGGUCCCUGGCCAAUCAGGGGAAGCAGGCAAGGAGGGCAAAAGGGGGCGCAGAGGAAAGACUGGGAAACCUGGACCUGAAGGCAAGCCUGGGGAGAAGGGUGAGGCUGGUGUCUCUCAAGAAAAGGGGACAAAAGGAGACAGAGGAGACCCUGGUCAACCAGGUGCCAAGGGUGCCGAAGGGUUGAAAGGACAGAAAGGUGAUGCUGGACCCCCGGGUCCACCUGGUCCUGUGACAGCUCAUGGAUUGAAGCAGCUCUCUGGAACUGAUGAAAUGAUAAAUAUGCAGAAGGGAGAACAGGGAGAUCAGGGCAAGCAAGGCCCGUCUGGACCAACUGGACUCCCCGGCCUCCCAGGAGAUCCAGGCUCAUCAGGGGUGCCUGGGAGAGAUGGACUAAAAGGACAGAAGGGAGACUUGGGAGAAGUGACUGGGCUUCAGGGACCUCCAGGACCAAAGGGCGAGCCUGGAGAGCCUGGAUAUGUGGGUGAUGGGCUGUCUAUGUCCAGAGGCUCUCGCGGCCCCAAGGGGGAGCGAGGCGUCCCAGGACUGCCUGGAGAGCACGGUAAUAAAGGCGAGCCUGGAGAGAGCAUCACAGGCAUGCCUGGCCCCUUGGGACCUCCAGGAAAGCCAGGAAUUGAGGGUCUUCAUGGAGUCCCAGGUUCACCUGGGCCUGUUGGAGCUCUAGGAAGAGUGGGCCCUCCUGGCAGACCUGGGCCCCCUGGCCCUGCUGGACCUCCAGGUGAACCAACCGCACUACCAAUUGUUGGAGAUAUGGGGGCUUUGCUUAAGAACGCCUGCAGUGUUUGCCAGAUGAGAGUCUCUGGGCUGACUGGGCAGAAGGGAGAGAAGGGCUCCCCUGGAGUGCUUGGACAUGACGGCAUGGUGGGAGAAAAGGGGGAUCCAGGUGUAAGAGGUCCAAUGGGGAAUCCUGGGAAAGAAGGCCCAAAGGGAGUGAAAGGAGAGAGAGGCUUCUCUGGCCCCACAGGAGAUAAGGGCGAUGAGGGAGAUUCUGGAGUCCCGGGACUUCCUGGAGGGACAGGUCGCACCGGGGAGCCGGGGCUCAUGGGUCGCCCUGGUCCAAUGGGGCAAACAGGAUCUAAAGGGGAAAGAGGGAAUGAAGGACCUCCUGGUCGACCAGGCCUCCCAGGACCUCCAGGGGUACCCUAUGUGGAGGGCAAUGGGAUGAGCAGUCUGUACAAGCUGCAGAGUGGUGGAGCUAUUUUAGGACCCCCUGGGGCUCCUGGGGCUCCGGGCCCCAAAGGAGAUGAAGGACUUGCAGGGGAACCAGGGCUCAUGGGUUUACCGGGGCUUGAAGGUCUACCAGGUGCUAAGGGUGAUGUUGGUCUCUCUGGUCCACCUGGAAUACCAGGCCCUACAGGGAAACCCGGCCCGCGGGGACAACCAGGGAUCCCAGGAGAGCCGGGUCAGAGGGGGCCACUUGGAGAGACGGGGUUCCCGGGACCCGAGGGACCGCAAGGUGUUGCUGGCAGACCUGGAAAAGAUGGAACUCCCGGCUACAAGGGAGCGUCAGGGAGACAGGGGGACAGAGGAUCCAAAGGUGAACGUGGUGACCCAGGAAUUCCCGGAGAGAGAGGUGUCCAGGGAGAAAGAGGACGCCCAGGAGAUGGUGGCCUGAUUGGCCCGAGCGGACCGUCGGGACAAAAAGGAGAUUCUGGCCCUCCGGGACAGUUGGACGACCCCACCUUCAUGGAAGAAGUCAAAAUGUUCAUCAGGACUGAAAUAUUAAGAAUCUUUGAAGAAAAGUUGUCAAGCGCUACCUUGCUGCAGAAACUGCCUGCAGGGAUUUUAGCCUCACAAAUCCAUGGACCUCCAGGACUACCUGGCAAGGACGGUUUACCAGGCUCACGAGGAGAGCCUGGUUCUCCUGGUCCUCAAGGCUACAGGGGUCAGAAAGGAGAAAGAGGUCAGGUUGGUCUGGGCCUACCGGGUGAUCCAGGACCCAUGGGAGCACCAGGCCGUCCUGGUGCAACUUCUCAGGGUCCUCCUGGCUCUCCGGGGCCCCGUGGACCUGCAGGGAUGUGCGACCCAGGAGACUGUCAUCCGUUUGAGCACAGCGCGGCCUCCAGCCAUCCUUCUCCGAGCUCACAAGUGCAGCCAGACCCUGUCCGCAGUAGGAAAGGAGGGACAGCGUGAUUGGUGGUCCCGCACUGGGUCUGUCCAACCAACACUUUUUGUGACAUUGCUAAUGGGCUUGUUUUGAAUGCAAUAUUUUUUAAAUUAUUAUUGUUUUUUUAAUUUUUUUGCAAAGCUGUACUUUUGUGUUAGGUCGUGUUUUCACCCGCCCCUCUUCCCUGCUGUGAUGUAAUGCAUUCCUUGUCAACUCUCAUUACAUCUCUCAAGGCUGUGAAAUGACUUUGUUUAGUCACUUUCAGCCCCGUCGGAAUAACAUGAUCUUAAUUAUGUGUUUGCCUCCUUAAUUGGCACGCCUAUCCACCCUUCUGUUCUCAUUCAGAUAAGCCGUCGUGCUAGCAGAAGGUACAUUGUGCGUGUGUUUGUGCACGCGUGUUUGUGCACGUAUGUGUUCGAAAGACGACGAAGAACGAGAUUAGCUGAAUGUUUGUUUCAUGUGCGCCUUUGAGAGAAUUAGGAGCUCUUCUGUCAACUUUGUGCAGUGGUCUUCGCGUUGAGCCGUCGCCCUGUGGAACUCCUCGUUAUCAGACUACUGCAGAGCCCGGGGGUGGCCUAACACAUUUAAAUAAUAUACUGAUACUGAUUGCGAGAGAGAGAGACGGAACAAACAUCUAAAAUGAAAAAGAAAUCUCUUUGAAAAAAAGAAUCCAUCGCCUCAUGUAUAACCAAAGUGCAUCCACUGUGUCUAAUAUAGAGUUAUUUUUGUGGUGAGAUCUUAAAGAAUGUAUUAAAAUAAGUCGGGGUUUUUUCUGGAAUGUGGAUUAACCCCUUUAUGUAUCCGUGUGGUGAAGCUUAGGUUUAGUGAUUUGCAUCGUGCAUGAUAAUAAAAAAAAAACUAAAUAUGUCUUCCCAUUUACUGGUACAACAUUAGUCUUUAAUUAGCUUUGCCAUGGCAACUGGGUGUACAGAAAAACAGGAGGAAAACAUAUUGAGGGCAGAGUUAGUUAUACACAAAGAAAUUAAUAUGUUGUACUUUAAAAAAAAAAAAUCAUACGGUUGGUGUCACCUCUAUGACAUAUUUUAGGGCCAUAAAGGUUCAACACUCAAAAUCAUUAAAAAAAAUUAAUACACGUACACAAAUAAAGCUGUAUUAUUACAAGAAUAAAGUUGUAAUGAGUGACGUUGCAUUUUUUAAGUUGUAGUAAUGAAAAUAAACCCUUCAUAUAAAGUCUUCAUAUUAUGAGCAGGAGGUUGACAACCUUUCUCUCGUAAAAUAACCUUUAUCUUCUGUUCUCGUGAUACGACUAAUUUGUCAUUUUGAAUUUUUUUCUUGUAGUUUAACAACUUCAUUAUUUUAGUCAUAAUAUUUUAACAUUUUGUGAUAUUACAGCAGACCUCAUUUUAAGCAUCGAUACGGUUACGCUCGUACUGUAAUAUUAACACUUUAUUUUCAGGCAAAUUACUACUUUGCUCCAUAUUUAUUUCUUUUUUCUAGUACAUCACAGCUUUUCUUACAUUAUACUAUAACUUUGUUCUCGUAACAUGUUGUCAUCCAAUAAUAGACUAUUUAAACUUUACUAUAGUAAACAAACUUCUACACUCUAAUAAGAUGAUGACUUUAAUAUACUGUUCUAUCCUUCCUUUAACAUUUGAACUUUAUUGUAAAAUUCUGUUUCUUACAACAAUGUGGCUUUAUUAUAGUAAAAUUACAACUCAGUAAGUCUGACUUUUCUCUCGAUUUCAGUGCUUUUCUCAAAGAAACGAUGACUUGAACUCUUAUUUGUGUAAUAUUGCAAUUUAGUUAACAUUUUCAAUAAUACAACUUUAUUGUAGUAAUUUUAUUUAUUUAUUACGGUGUCCCUUCCGUUCCUUCAUACACUUUAAUCUUACGCUUGCCUUGAUGUGUAAAUACUCUGUUGUAUAUUACUCUGACUGACGAGUCUUUUUGGAUAUGCAUUUUGUUUCUGGGUCAUGGGGCUUGUAAUGGGACCUGAUGAUGUAAUUACACAAGCAAGUUAUCAUUUUAACGAUGUGUUAAGGUUCUCAGUCGAACACUAUUAGAAAGGUUGCUGCUUUGUGUGCCUUUGUUGAUUUAAACGUGUUGUGUUUACACGGUGUUUGCGGAUGAUGAUGAUUCCUCUGGUCUAUUUGUAUAUUUUGCUUUUCAACGGCGCCAAAGUAAUCGGAACACUACGCUAAAUGUGUUUGUGAAUUGUACUCACACCUCUACUUGACAUUGUUGACACUAAGAUCCAGGUUCUUUUUUUUUUCUUUCAUGUCAUCGUCUUAAGACUGGAAAAUAUUGAUUUAUUUAUUUGCUCUUUUCUACACUUGUUUUCAUGUACUGAUUGUUCGCUUUGAGUCAAGCAGCCAUUAUGCUAAUUUUAUAAUACUGUCAAUCGGUCUGUAGUCUACUGUAUAUUACCGUAUUUCUUCACUCAGUGGCUCCGCAGACUCAACAGCAGAGAGUACCAGGGAUCUAUUACAAAUUUACACUUCAUUAAAAUGAUAUUAAUUUAAAUUUAAAUUAAUUUCUAAUGUGUUCUGUCGUGUUUAUUAUUGUACAAGUGUUGAGACUAACCGACUCUCCUCCUCAUUCACAUUUUUUAAUCCUGUUUCUUUUCCUCUUUCUUCCAAGUCUAACAUCGUUUAGCAUCACAUC
Molecule: messenger RNA, 5916 nt
Organism: Phycodurus eques (leafy seadragon)
Lineage: Eukaryota; Metazoa; Chordata; Actinopteri; Syngnathiformes; Syngnathidae
Product: collagen alpha-1(XIX) chain
Exons: 49
Coding region: 84-3317 (1077 amino acids)
Source: RefSeq, a predicted model, not a curated record